Molecule: messenger RNA, 1279 nt
Organism: Colletotrichum destructivum
Lineage: Eukaryota; Fungi; Ascomycota; Sordariomycetes; Glomerellales; Glomerellaceae
Product: Putative large ribosomal subunit protein uL4
Exons: 2
Coding region: 129-1109 (326 amino acids)
Biological process (GO): translation
Cellular component (GO): ribosome
Molecular function (GO): structural constituent of ribosome
Source: RefSeq, a predicted model, not a curated record
GGUGCGGCUCCCAAUUCAAUUCCAUCGAAUCCAAAUUCCACAGCCUAUCCGACAUCGACAUCGACAUCGAGGUCGCGACAUCUCAGCCACUCCAGCUCCUCCCAUUGCGACGUCCCGCAUACAUCACAAUGGCAGGCAAGGGAGUAAGGAGCCUCGGCGAGGCCAUGAGGGGCCUGUCCCUCUCGUCGACGUGCAGAGCGGCGAACCCUGCGACGUCCUUCGCCGGCCCGUCGAGCUUUACGAGAUCAAUGGCCACCGAGGCGCCAUUCCCGGGCAUCACCACAUCCGCCUACGCCGUCCCCAAGACGACGGAACCCUGGACACCAAUCACAUCCGUCCCCGUCACGAUCCACGCCUUCCCGACCCUCGAGCCGCGAUCCCUCGAGUCCUACUCGACGAAGCACCUCUACCUCCCGCUCCGCCGCGACCUCCUCCACCUCGCCGUCGUCUUCGAGGGCGACGCCACCCGACAGGGCACGGCCAGCACCAAAACCCGCUGGGAGGUGCGUGGCUCGCACAGGAAGAUCCACCCGCAAAAGGGCAGCGGUCGCGCCCGCGCGGGAACGAAGCAGUCGCCCAUCCGCCGCGGCGGAGGUGUGUCCCACGGCCCCAAGCCGCGCGACUUCAGCACCCGUCUCAACCGCAAGGUCUACGACGUUGCCUGGCGCACCGCCCUCAGCUACCGCUACCGCCGUGGCCAGCUCGUUGUCUGCGAGGACGGCAUGGAGCUGCCGCUGCCGCUGGACUUCACCAAGCUCGCCGACGCCGGCGCCAUCGGGCCCCAGAUCGCCGAAGAGUACCGCCGCAAGUGGAUGAUGCAGGUCCUCGAGGCCAACGAGUGGGGCAAGGCCCACGGCCGCACGCUGUUCGUCACCAACGGGCAGAGGCCGCGGCUUUGGGAGACUAUGGAGGUCGCGGGAGACCAGGGCCGGUGUCUGGACGUCAACGAGGUGGACGUCAAGGACUUGCUGGAGGACGGCCGCGUGGUCAUCGAGCGGGCAGCGCUUAGGGAGAUGAUUGAGUCGCACCAGAGCGACCUGGUGACCAAAAUCUUCGUCAACGGUGCCCUCAAGGGCGGCCCGACGAUCGGCGAGCCGCUCGUUCAAUGAGGCGGGCGUUCCGACUGCGCUGCUGGCAGAAAAGAAGAAUAGGGAGGGAGGAGAGUAAAGAAAUGUGUGGAUAUCUGUAACACCAAUCAACGAGGAGUAGCGAUUGUCUGAUUAGAGGGCGCUGCUCCGGCUUGUAGCAAUAUGAGGCACACACACUGCCAUUUUUCUAA